Messenger RNA from Bombus pyrosoma, 719 nucleotides. RefSeq names its product dynein regulatory complex protein 8-like. Lineage: Eukaryota; Metazoa; Arthropoda; Insecta; Hymenoptera; Apidae. Gene Ontology annotation, molecular function: calcium ion binding. The record is from RefSeq and is a predicted model, not a curated record. The transcript has 4 exons. Bases 121 to 708 code for a protein of 195 amino acids.
ACAUUGUAUUGAUCAAACAAUUAUUGAAAGCUAAUUUCAUAUAUGUAUGUAUGUAUACAAAAGACUGUAAAUAAAAUAUAGUUUACCAUAUAACUCUUAUGUAAGAGAUACAAAAAUAUAAUGGCGCAAUUGCCAGUUUUAGAACCAACAUUGCUGGAGAAAAGACUGUGCGAAAUAUUUGAUAUAUUUGAUACUGCAAAGACUGGUGAAAUAGAUGUUAGAGAUUUGGGAACCAUUAUUAGGGCAUUAGGAUGUAUCAUCACCGAAGCAGAAUUACAAGAAAUACAAGUUGAAGUGGAAGAUGUAGUAAACAAUUGUGUGCCAUUAAAUAAGUUUUUAGAAUAUAUGUCUAAAGCUAUUAAUGAACGCAAAUUUAAACCAGCAGAACCAGAAGAUUUAUUAAAAGCUUUCCAAUUAUUAGAUCCUGAAAAUCGAGGAUACAUUAUGCGAGAAGAUCUAGAAAAAGCAAUGAUGGAAAUUGGAGAACCAUUUUCAAAGGAAGAAAUAAGUAACAUGAUGGCUAUUGCAUGUGAUCCACAAACAAGAAAAAUUAAUUAUGAACAUUAUAUUAACUUACUGCUCGUAAAAAUACCUGAUGAGAUUAAUGUAUAUUCCAUUGUGGAUGCAUUGGAUGCUGCUAAAUUAGAAGUCAUGCCUAAAAAACCUAGAUUGGACAGUCUUUUAUUAACUUACCAGACACUUGUUUAACACUAAUUUGA